AUGGCUUCUUCAUCUUCUUAUAAUCACAAUGCUAGAGAAACUCCCAAUUCCAACCUACAAUUUGUAGCAUUUCCAAAUGGUUUCGAUCCAAACUCAAUCCCCAACACCACUUUUGUUCAAGCCGACCCUUCAACAUUCCGUGCCGUCGUUCAAAAACUCACCGGCACCACCACCACAGACUCAGCAGCCCAGAAACUCCCAGCCACCAGCCCCUCUCGUCUCACGGGAAAACCCAUCCCCGGCGAAAUGGGUCCUCGGAAACCCGCCUUCAAACUGCAUGAAAGGAGACAAUCAGCUAGAAAACUAGAAAUCAAGCUCGGCGGCGCCGCCAGUUCAAACUCAAUGGUUUCACCUUCUACUGCAAGAUAUCAUCAAAGGAAUUUUUUGGGGUUUAACGGUGAAACGCUAAUGGUUUCGCCGGUUUCUCCGUUGGAGCUUUUUGGGCGUGGGAGUCCAAGAACGCCGAGGUCUCCUAUGGAGGAAGAAGAAAAAGCCAUUGCUGAGAAGAGGUUUUAUUUGCACCCAAGUCCAUUGAGCACUCCAAGAGGGUCUGAACCACCUGAACUUCUGCCAUUGUUUCCUGUUCAAUCACCUCGAGAAAAAACCUCAUUUUCUCUUUUUUAA
This is a messenger RNA of Fraxinus pennsylvanica, 624 nucleotides long. Lineage: Eukaryota; Viridiplantae; Streptophyta; Magnoliopsida; Lamiales; Oleaceae. The record is from the annotation of a GenBank genome assembly.